AUGGGUGAUGCCAAUACUUCUCCAAUUGAGGUAGAUGCUAAUGCUGAGACGCGUAGUGCCUAUCUUGUCCGCAGUGUACAUGCCCUGCUAAUAAGGAACAGUCAGGCAGAAUUGAAUGCACGUGCUCCUGCUUCCAACGAGCAGUGUCCAUCAGCACUCGCCCAGUUCAUGGGGACGUUGACGAUCAACUAUCAGUCAUGCGUCCUCAUCGUAGACAAUCCUGGGGCAGUUUCUUUUCAAGAGAAAAUACCGCAGCAAGGUAUACCAAGUAAAGGUGAUCAAGAAAUCGGUGUUAAAAAGACUACUCUGGAUUAG
Messenger RNA from Cylindrotheca closterium, 315 nucleotides. NCBI's taxonomy places the organism in Eukaryota, Bacillariophyta, Bacillariophyceae, Bacillariales, Bacillariaceae. The record is from the annotation of a GenBank genome assembly.